This is a messenger RNA of Henningerozyma blattae CBS 6284, 2769 nucleotides long. RefSeq names its product histone methyltransferase DOT1 (gene DOT1). Gene Ontology annotation, biological process: DNA damage checkpoint signaling; DNA repair; regulation of transcription regulatory region DNA binding. The transcript has a single exon. Bases 1 to 2769 code for a protein of 922 amino acids. Gene Ontology annotation, molecular function: histone H3K79 methyltransferase activity. Lineage: Eukaryota; Fungi; Ascomycota; Saccharomycetes; Saccharomycetales; Saccharomycetaceae. Gene Ontology annotation, cellular component: nucleus. The record is from RefSeq and is a predicted model, not a curated record.
AUGAACUCCAAAAACGCAGUAAGUCAAACAAGCAUAGGUAUUAAUGGCAUUUCAAAUUCAAAAAUUUCAAAUGAUAUUACUGGUCUAUUAACACCUAAUAAAAAUCCUAUAACGCCAAUAGAAAGUGAGAGUGACACCUUUGUUAGUGUUACCCUAAACAAUACUGUUUUGGGCUCAAGUGAUGCUAAAGCAUCUAAUGUGACUAAACAAGAGUCCAAUAUUAUUUAUACUCCUCCCAAAAGUCAGUCUCGGGGUGCUUCUCAGUCACAUCCAUUGCACGUUAUUAAUUCAAAUGUCUCUGAUCAAAAUAUUACUAUUCAAAGCACAAGCUCAGACUUUAUUGAGGAAUACAAAGCAUAUGAUGAAAACACUAAGCUUAAUGGCUGUAAUAAUUACGUAUUGACUGAUAAAUAUAGUAUACAGGACGAUUAUGGGAAAGGAAUAAUACCUUCUCAGCUUAAUCGAUUUGAGGACUCUCUUCCGCUGCCUGAUAGUAACUUGGUAACUAAGAAGCAUAAAAGGAAGUAUAUGGGCUUGAAAGAUUUACUAGCAGGUGCUGAUCAUUUUAUUAAUUUUUAUCCAACAACGCAGAGAACUAAAAAUCGAAUUCCAGAAUAUUCUGUUACUGAGCCAAAUAAGACUCCGAAAGAUGACUUAGUAAAAGAACGCGGCAUAAACCAAGGUUCAGAGGUGUGUACAGCUAAGGAUAGUUUUGGAGAAGUCAGUAGACGCACCCGUAAUUCACAAUUAAAUUCUGUAGAUAAACAAAAGGAAACUAAAAGCCAUUUCGAAGGAAAUACUACUUCAAACUCCAAUAACUCCACUAGUAGGUUUGCCAAUAAUUUAAAAGCUCUGCUACAAGAUGCCAACUACUUUGUAGAUAAUUUUCAAUACAUAUACCCGGAUUCUCACAUUGAUGAUCAAUCAGAUCUCAGAAAGUCUAAUAGUAAUAGAAGGUUCAGAAAGAGGAAACCCCUAUCCUACGAUGAAAAUCAUUUGAAGAGAGAUAAAAGUAAAUAUGAGAAAGAUGCUGAAAAGGAUAGAAUGGUUCUGAAAAGAAUCUUGAAUGUCUCUGAUACAGAAGAAGAAAAAUAUGAAAGAAAAAAAUCAAAGGGUGAGCUAAAUGUCGUGAUUAAAAGCUCAAAAAAGAAUAUUUUAGAGGGUAAAAUAAACAAAAGAGAACAAAAUAAAGAUAGUUAUGUGACAAAAGUCUCUCGAACAAGUAAACUUCGAUUCCCUGGGAAUCGUAUGAAUGGCAGACAUAUCGAGGAGAAUCAAAAUAAGCUUACAUAUAUUAACUCAAUAGAUGAAAUUAAAUUGAUUCAUCAGCAUACGAAGAAAGGUAGGAAGAGGGGCCUAGUUUUACAGCCAUCUAAAAAGAAGAGAAGUAGAGUUACAAAUUCAAAAACAGAAAGAGUAAAUAGCAGAUCUAUUCAAGGGAGCAAGAAGGGUAUAAAGCCUAAACAGCCUCAUUUUAAAUCAUUAAUCUCCGUGAAAUCGCGAAUAAAAAGUAGUAUUGGAGAGCAUUCUAGUAUGACUACUGAUGCCCAAGCUCUGGAUGAAUCAAACUUAUCCGAAGGUUCUUAUUUUAUUCCCAGUAGGGAAUAUAAAAAAAUCAAUAGGUAUCUUUUUAAUCUUGACUAUCUGAACUCUCAUUUAAAUUUUGAUAAAACUGUUACUAACUCAAUAGAGGUAUCUAAGUCAAUGAAUCGUUACAAAUCUAAGGAGCUAAAUCCUGAUUCUAUAGUUUGGCUAAAGAAUAUUAUUUAUCCCAACUUCGAAGAAGCAUAUUUCAUUCAAUUUAACAGUGCAGUGUCUAGGUAUAACCCUAUGCUAGAGAUUGGUCGUAUAGUUGAAUAUACUUUUUUAUUAUUUUUACCACGUCAGUAUGAAAAUUCUAUAUCUGAUAAACUUAUAGAAAAUAUGGAACUAGCUUUAGAAAAUGAGGAUGAAUCCCUAUUUAAAUCAUGUGUUACACAAUAUAAUGAACUAGUUGAGUCCAUUCCUCGUCACGAAGUUUUGAAAAAAUUGAAACUUUUUGACAAUAUGAUCCCAAAGACAUUCAUACAUGAUUUUUUAUACAUUAUUUAUACAAGAAGUAUCCAUCCAAACCAUAAUAAAUUAAGACAAUAUAAAUCUUUCAGUUCUGAAGUUUAUGGAGAAUUACUUCCUAAUUUUUUAUCAGUCGCAUUUGAACAAUGUCAGAUGAAACAAGAGCAUGUAUUCAUGGAUCUUGGUUGUGGUGUCGGUAAUUGUACAAUUCAAGCUUCUUUAGAGUACGGUUGUAAACUAAGUUUUGGAUGCGAGAUAAUGAAAAAUGCAAGUGAUAUUGCAGAAAUUCAGUAUGAUGAAUUAACAAAAAGAUGUGAAUUAUUUGGAUUACAGCUAGGGCCGAUAGAAUUUUCUUUGAGACAAAGUUUUCUUGGUAAUGAUAGAGUAAAUGAGCUGCUACCUCAGUGUGAUAUUUUGUUACUAAAUAAUUUCCUUUUUGAUGCUAAAUUAAAUAUAGAGGUGGAGAAGCUAAUUCAAGUAUUAAAGCCAGGUACUAAAGUGAUCACAUUACGAAACUUAAAGCCUCACACUUAUCAUGAAAUUCCCGCUGAUAGUAUUUUGAAUAGGUUAAAAGUAGAGAAAUUUUCACUAUCCGGUAAUUGUGUUUCUUGGACUGAUAAAGGUAUCGAGUACUAUAUUUCAACAGUUAUGGAGACAAUAACAGAAGAGACAAAGGAGCCUUAUAUUGGAUACUGGAAAAGCAGAAAGGGACGAUAA